AUGUCAGCCCUUCUUUUCUGGCUACGACGAAUUUAUUCGCUCGAUACCCUCGACACUCGUUUCACGUCGACCGCAACAACCCCCGGUGUAGCUGCCGCUGACACGCGACCUCCAGCUGCCAAAGAUGCUCGCGCCAACGCGAUCGCCCAGGGCAGGCCGCCGCCGCUCUGGCGCACACCGGAAUUCUUUGUUUAUUAUAUCUUCUUCAUCACACUCGUUCCAUUGAUGUUCAAAACGGUCGUGGAUGCUUCCAAGGACUCCCAUCCGGUCUAUCCUACAUAUUCUCAUCUACUCUCACAGGGCUGGAUUCCCGGUCGCUUGGUUGACAACUCCGAUGCGCAAUACGCAGGUUUCCGCGACAACUUCCCAUAUCUGUUGUUGCUCGUCAUUUCGCAUCCUAUCUUGCGACGUGCCUAUCAACGCUUCGUAGCGACUCCCAAGACGGAUCAUAGAACAGCUCGGUCUCCCAGUGCGGCGGCAGAUGCGCAAUUGGAUCAGCGCAUGCGAUUCGACUUUGCAUUUGGCCUCGUAUUCAUCACGGCACUUCACGGCAUCUCGGCCUUGAAGAUAUUGUCGAUUUUAUACCUGAAUUAUAAGAUUGGAACAAGCCUUCCCCGCUCUUAUGUCCCUGCUGCAACAUGGACCUUCAAUAUCUGCAUCUUGUUUGCCAACGAGCUGUGCAGAGGCUAUUCACUGGAGGUGCUGGCGACAAUCAUAUCUCCUGGCCCUGAUUCUUCGAGUGAUAAGCAUACGGGGCUUGUGCAGUGGGCGAAGGCAUUGGAUAACUUGGGUGGAAUUAUGCCUCGGUGGGAAGUUCUGUUCAAGGUCACCAUCUUGCGUCUAAUCAGCUUCAACAUGGACCACCACUGGAGCCUACAGUAUCCCGCGACCAAUGCGCUUGAAAAGAAACAAUUAGACCCCGCGAAUCUUUCUGACCGUGAUCGUGUCAAGAUUCCACCUGAAGCCUCGGCAUUCAGUUUCCGCAACUACAUUGCCUAUGUUCUCUACUCUCCCUUGUUCCUAGCUGGUCCAAUAAUGACCUUUAACGACUAUGUUUCGCAGCAACGGUACAAGGCACCGUCAUUGACCGGAACACGGACUCUGCUUUACGGGAUCCGCUUCCUCCUUACCCUGUUGUGUAUGGAGCUCAUCCUUCACUACAUCUACGCCGUUGCAAUCUCAAAAUCAUCGCCCAACUGGUCCCUCUUCACGCCCGGUCAGCUGAGCAUGCUUGCUUUCUUCAACCUUCACAUCAUCUGGUUGAAGUUGUUGAUCCCCUGGCGAUUCUUCCGGUUCUGGGCCCUCCUCGACGGGAUCGAUCCUCCCGAGAACAUGGUGCGCUGCAUGUCAAACAAUUACUCCGCGCUCGCUUUCUGGCGCGGAUGGCACCGUUCAUAUAACCGCUGGAUUGUCCGUUACGUAUACGUGCCACUAGGCGGAGCCGGUGGUGCACGUGGUUCCUCAACCUCCGGAACCAGAUCAUCCUCUAAAUCAGGCCUAAUGGCCAAAUUCCUGCAAAUCCGUAACUUCUUGCUGGUCUUCACAUUCGUGGCUCUAUGGCAUGAUAUUAAUCUGCGUCUUUUGAUGUGGAGCUGGCUCAUCACGCUCUUCAUUCUACCGGAGGUUCUGGGUGGAAUCCUGUUCCCUGCGAGUCGCUGGCGUUCACGCCCCACUACCUACCGUGUCUUGAGCGGCAUCGGGUCCGUGGGAAAUGUGCUUACGAUGAUGAUUGCCAAUCUGACAGGGUUCGCACUGGGCCUGGAUGGACUUCAGGAGUUGCUGACGAGUCUCACGGGAUCGUACUCGGGUGUGGCGUAUAUGAUUUCCUGUUGCGCUGUGCUGUUCGUCGGCGUACAGGUCAUGUUUGAGAUUCGGGAGGAUGAACUUCGAGCUGGUAUCAAUUUGAAGUGUUGA
Molecule: messenger RNA, 1914 nt
Organism: Penicillium diatomitis
Lineage: Eukaryota; Fungi; Ascomycota; Eurotiomycetes; Eurotiales; Aspergillaceae
Product: putative glycerol:H+ symporter (Gup1)
Exons: 4
Coding region: 1-1914 (637 amino acids)
Biological process (GO): GPI anchor biosynthetic process
Cellular component (GO): endoplasmic reticulum
Source: RefSeq, a predicted model, not a curated record